GCUGAUGGGAAAGCUUCAUUCCGAUAUAUGAGUAACCUUCGACAAGCGUGCGACGCGGUGUCAAAAAUUUGGUAGCAUCAUCGCACUGUGAUCUCGCUUGAAUGUAGCUAUAGCGCCAUGGGAUGUGGGGGGAUUAGAUUCACUCUCGAUAGUCUCGUAAGGUUUGGAAACCAAUUUUUGGAGAUUAACAGGGAAUUUUUGGAUCACGUUCAGAACAAAAAUAAUGACAAUGCUCUACCGGGGUGAAAUGGUUUGUGCACAACUUACUAGAGCCCUAUUCAAGAUGCGAUACAUGCUACUAUAUUUGACUUUCACUUCUGUUGGCAGCAAACGAAUCAACUCUUUCGCGGGCCCAUUCACUGUGUACGGUACGAAGUUCGGCGUGUGUGACAGUCCGCCGGAUAAGCCUUGGCCCAGUCAAGUGUACCUCAGGCCAACCCACUUUAACCCUGCAAAGCCUAACGACGGCCAAAUACUUACCGGAAACGUGACGAUGCCUGAGGGCCUGAAUGACACCCGCCCCGGACAUGCUAGAGUCGACAUCUGGUCCAACAACCAGUGGAAGAAAAACGCCUUCAUCUUUAAUUUCCCCGGGGCGUGCACCGCCCUCAGGAAUAAUAUACCAAACUUUUUUGCUGCGCUUUUCGAUUUGCCGAGCGGCCCUAGCUCGUGGAAUACGCCCUGCAACGUGAAGCCAGGAACUUACAUCGUGGAUCAUAAACGAGUCUUCUGGACGUACCCUAACGUCCCUGUGUUCGUGUACGGCACGUACCGAAUCACCAUCACCGCAACCGAGCUGGAGAAAGUCGUUAUUUGCAUGUUCGGCGAGGGAACAAUUGUACCCCGUUUAUGACACCUUUGAAGCAGGUGGUGAGAUGAUAGGCAAAAUGUCCAUAUUUGACAUCCCAACUCUUUGCGCCGAGUUGAGCAAAUAAUUUUAACUUGUUUAA
This is a messenger RNA of Frankliniella occidentalis (western flower thrips), 950 nucleotides long. RefSeq lists its product as uncharacterized. The transcript is spliced from 5 exons. Bases 224 to 853 code for a protein of 209 amino acids. The record is from RefSeq and is a predicted model, not a curated record. NCBI's taxonomy places the organism in Eukaryota, Metazoa, Arthropoda, Insecta, Thysanoptera, Thripidae.